Hermetia illucens (black soldier fly) is the source of this 4346-nucleotide messenger RNA. RefSeq names its product zinc finger protein rotund-like. Gene Ontology annotation, biological process: negative regulation of transcription by RNA polymerase II. Lineage: Eukaryota; Metazoa; Arthropoda; Insecta; Diptera; Stratiomyidae. The transcript is spliced from 3 exons. The record is from RefSeq and is a predicted model, not a curated record. Gene Ontology annotation, molecular function: DNA-binding transcription repressor activity, RNA polymerase II-specific. Bases 1527 to 3227 code for a protein of 566 amino acids.
CCUCACAUGAGGUUUUGGAAGGGGGCCAAGCCGAGAAGAAUCCAAUUCGUGGUCGCCGUCGCCGUCGUUUUUUUUCCAAGACGUUCCGUGCACGGCUCCGGACGCAGAGUGCGCGCCGCUACUACCCAGAAACUAGUCGAGUUUUUGCUUCGAGCAGGUAAACACAACAAGUCCGAGUACGGGAGGCGUGCGUGCAUCGAGCAAGCGAUUUCCCGCAAAGCAUUGACACGAGCUGAGGCGACAACCCAGAGUGGCCGCCACGACGAGAAUCCCACGACAAGUGUGCAGGGCGAGAAAAAGAAAAAGUUCUGAGUGCCUUCCCCCGUCCCGUGACAGACGUUGCGAGGGUGUAAUUACUGUAAACCGUGUCGACUGGCGUUCUGUCGGUGAUUUUUGCGCCGCGCAACACUUGCCACACGGAGCGCGUGCAGACCCCAAAGUGCCGGCCGGACCGAGACGAGCUGCGGCGCCCAAGACACUUCUCCACUUUCUUAAGACGUUCCCCGCAGCCGAGCAGCGCUCACAGACAGUCGAGCGUUUUGCCAGACAGUGGACAGCCCGCGCGCGCGAAACUUUUAUCUUGAAUUGGACUCGCGGCCGCCGUUCCUGGAAAUUCGGUUCGGAAGCGCUUCCGAUCCGCCUGCAAGUGAGCCUUGAAGUCCUCCGCGGAGACAGGAGUGGGCGCGAAGUGCGAGCCUUUUGUUUACAUAGCGCGGCCAUAAACGCAGCCCAGAAAUUGUGCAAACGUGCGGGAGUGUUCGAACAGGUCGAGUGUGGUUCUCGCGGUUCGCGCCAAAAGUACUAAUUAGUGGAUCGUGGAGGUUGAGUCCUUGAAGUGCCACCCCGGCGACCGCUGAACUUGUGAAGGAUAAACAGAAAUCAGUGCCGGAAGUUGCAUAUCGGGUGCUGUGUCGUCUUCCUGGAGUUUUGUGUACUGUUCCGAGGUCGAGUUGAGUGAGAAUUGCUUAGGAGACGGCCAGGACGCGCUCAUCGUGGCCGCCCUCAUCAAUUUUGCAUACGACGGCAUCUCCUCGUCCUUACGUGCCAUGUUCUUUGCUCCCGCAUUCUUUUCGUGACAUUUUUUUAUCGAUUUUUCGUGCUUUUUUUAUCCUUCCCCCGGGGCGAGGGUUUCGACUGUUCUUUCAAUUGUGCUACAUUAAGUUGGGACGCCGACCAAGAGGAGAGAAAUCGUCCUUGGAUUGUCUCAGGAGCGGUUUGAAGGUAAAAGAUUUUCCAGUAAUUUGAGCUUGGAUGCAGCAGAAGGCCAGACCCUGCCUUUAAUGAGAAGCACCUCAGGAGAUUGUGCCUUGAAUCCUACAAAUUGUUGACCAGAAAAGUCACUUCGUACCUUCGACUAUUAAGAAAGGAUCCCGCUAGCGUCUGCCCGCCAAGGAUACAACGCGCCUUUGAAAGAUUUCCAUUAAUUUGUUCACUACCCCGCUGCCAACAUUUCCAUCACGCUGGAGGGCCGUACGAUAGAAUACAGACCGCCCGGCGGCGGUUUGGAUUACCACAACUCCCCGCUGAUGGCGGAGAUUCCAGCAGGUGACUACCUGCAUCGCUCCAUCGAUCAGCUCCGAUCCAUGAACGAGCGAGCAGUGCUUGGUCCUUUGGGCCACCUGACCAGCACCGACCUGCGAGCAUCCCUGGUCCACGACUACAAACCUUUCAUAAAUGAUCUGCGGCAGAAUGUGGAGCGAAUGGAUUAUGUGAAGAACGGAUUGGAUAUACACAGACAAAAUGGACAGCAAGGUGGCCAGCCACAAGGACAUCAGAACGGAAUGGAUGGCCAAGGGAAUAACAAUCAAGGAGACGAUUUGCGACUGGAUCAGCAGCAGCCGCAGUUGGAGUUGAAGCAGAGCUAUAGUGCCCCGUCGACACCACCAACGCCACUGUCGAUUGCCGAGACACAAAUGACGGAAACUAAGGUCUUGAAGUCGUCAAGAGGAAAAAAGCUCUUCACACCAAAAUCCGAGAUGCAACUACACAAUCAACUUCACAUGCGCGAAGCGAAACCAUACAAAUGCGCACAAUGCACAAAGGCCUUUGCCAACUCCAGCUACCUCUCUCAACAUGCUCGUAUUCAUUUGGGCAUUAAACCAUAUCGCUGUGAAAUUUGCCAACGAAAAUUCACCCAAUUAUCGCAUCUUCAACAACACAUUCGAACACAUACAGGAGAUAAGCCGUACAAAUGCCGACAUCCAGGUUGUCAGAAGGCAUUCUCACAACUGUCCAAUCUGCAAUCGCAUUCGCGAUGCCAUCAAACCGACAAACCAUACAAAUGUAAUUCAUGCUACAAGUGCUUUAGCGACGAGCAGGCUUUAUUGGAGCACAUACCAAAGCACAAGGAGUCCAAACAUCUGAAGACACAUAUUUGCAACUUCUGCGGAAAAAGUUACACCCAGGAGACAUACCUACAAAAGCAUAUGCAGAAACAUGCUGAGAAGGCGGAAAAACAAGCGAGAGCAGCAGCCAAUUCCGCAGCGAAUUCAGUGGCUUCUGUUGCCACAUCGGCAGCAACUUCAAGCGUAGCUUUAGCAGGACUAGGUCUCAAUCUCAAUCGUAAUAUUGGAAUCAAUGUGGCAGCUGCCGCGGCAGUCAAUGGGGAACAUCCCUACUGGCCGAAAGUCAGUCCCGACUCAGCGGCCUCACUAGCAGAAGCCAUGCAACAACAACAGCAAAACAGCUAUGACUUCGCCUUGGCUCAGCAACAAAGUGAGCUCCAAUCGCACCAUCGAACCCUUCUCGAACAUCAUCGCGCCUUGAACGGAAGCACGAAUGGCAACAAUUCCCAAAAUUCCAACGAAGAAGGCGAGGACCUCGUAGUAUCACGACAGCAAAACAACAAUGCCCUCGCUCAACACCUCUCCAAUCAACAAACUUCACCUGUGAACCAGUCGGUAGUCACGUCCGUUUCCAACGGCAACUACGAUGCUGCUAGCAUAACAAAAACAACCACCAACUCUGCCUUCACCCCCAUCAACACAAUGCCACCCCACAUCAAUACCUUGGGGCAUCACACAGUUCCUCAACGUUCGUAUUUCUACGAUGCAAUCAACUUCCAGACGAAAAACGUUAACCAAAACACCUCAAACGCUUUCCCCAAUCAAUUGAUCUCUUUGCAUCAAAUACGAAAUUACGCCCAUCAGCCCAGUGCCACAGGAUUAAUGGCUGGCGAACAUCUCUUGGGAAUUGGCGUUGGUGCCGGCAAGGAGAAGGCUCAAUAGUUGAUGUGGAUGAAAGCUUUGCGGCUCACAGCUUAACAGAUAGAGAAUAAUACUAGGUCAAAUUUGUCUAAAACGCCAUACUAAGCGAAAAAACUAACCCUGCUUUGAAGCAAAGCACCAAUGAUCUCAUGAUUGUUCUAAUUUUGCAAGAGGGUCUAACCACAGUGGCCUAAGGCAAAUAACAAAUAUCAGGGACACAAAGUUAAAAUAGUUAAAAGAUUUUAUUGCAUCAACACGCACGGAUCAGGGGAGCUCAUCGGAAACGAGUCAAAAGACCUUUGAUUUUCUGAUGGGCUCAAAUUCAAUUGGUGAAAAUCAACCCCACCAAUGUUAGCCUUCAGCCUGGCAGCGUUGACUUAAACUGCUAUGAAAAGCAGGUCGUUGAAACGCUGUGUGGCACUGGUACUUGAAUCAAUCUGGAUCCACGACGUUGAUAGAUUUACAGCUCCACCAUCAUCCUAGUUUUGGGUGUUGGUGAGCUUUUACAAAAGCAAUACGGGUGAUUAUAGUAUUGACCAAUGAAUACAAAACGUAUUUGUUUCUUUAUCUUAACAUGCAUCAACUGUUGGAAUGUUACAAAUGAAACAUAGUAAACUCUAGGGAAUCCAAUAAACUACUCCUUUUUAUAUAUUUUUACGUGAAAUUUCCUGAUAAACGCCGAGUGAUAGAUAUAUUUAAGAUCCUUGUAGAGUUUAGACUAGGUUAGUCUUAUUAGAGAUGAAAAAAUUGUAAAAAUUCUGUACAGAUCAUAUCGAGGAAGUAAUAUUCAGAAAUGUUUAGGGAGUAAGGCUUUUUGGUUUUAAACAUUUGUUGCAUUUAAUAUGUAUAUGUACAUAGUAUUAAGUUUUUUUAACGCUGCAUUUAGUAGAUAUUCGAAGAUACGUAGAACAAGCAAAGGCAGUGAAUGUAAGGUUACCAUUUUUAUCGUUUCUUCUUCUCAUUUUGUUUUAAGACAGAACGAUGUAGUGCCAUGCUUUCAAAAUUGAUUUUCAGUAUAUUUUGCUGUUAAUUACGUACAAAAAAAAUUAUGUUUCGGUUUAACUUUCGACUGGGAUAACAAGUCUAAAAGUAACUUAAUGCUUUGAUUCGAAUAAAUUUCCAAUAAUACUGAUAAAUUUA